This is a messenger RNA of Microplitis mediator, 1343 nucleotides long. Its product is annotated as retinoid-inducible serine carboxypeptidase-like. The coding region runs from base 76 to 1281 and encodes 401 amino acids. The transcript is spliced from 5 exons. The record is from RefSeq and is a predicted model, not a curated record. Lineage: Eukaryota; Metazoa; Arthropoda; Insecta; Hymenoptera; Braconidae. Gene Ontology annotation, biological process: proteolysis. Gene Ontology annotation, molecular function: serine-type carboxypeptidase activity.
UUGUUUGCCGAGUUGUUGAAACCUGGCAGUAAUUUAAAGAAUAUACUUCAUUUUUCAUAUUUAUACGAUCUUAAGAUGAUCAAAUGGCUAAUGAUUUAUCUACAAUUGUGUUUAGUAUACGGAAGUAACGGGAUUGGAAGAGAAGGUUUCGGUCCUGGUAAACAGGACUGGGGAUAUGUGACCGUAAGACCUGGAGCUCACAUGUUCUGGUGGCUUUAUUACGUAAGUCCAACAGUCCAAUCAAAAAAUUUUAAUGUCUUCGAAAGACCUCUGAUUAUUUGGUUGCAAGGAGGUCCUGGAGAAUCAGGUACCGGUUACGGAAACUUAAAUGAAUUAGGACCACUUGACAUUAAUCUCGAACGACGAAAUCACACAUGGGUCAAUGAUUACAAUGUCUUAUUUAUUGAUAAUCCCGUGAGCGUUGGCUUUAGUUAUGUCGAUAACGUCUCAGCGAUAGCAAAAAACAUGGCACAAAUAGCUGACGAUCUUUUAGAAUUAAUAAAAGGAUUUCUUAAGACAAUUCCUUCAUUUAUAAAUGUUCCUACUUAUGUCGUAGGCGAAUCGUUUGGAGGAAAUAUGGCUGUUGAAUUCGCUCUUCUUUGGUUUAAAGGGUUAGUAGACACAGUAAAUUCUAUUAAAAUUGAAGCGAUUGCUCAAGAAACUAUCAAACUAUUGGAUGAAGAACGUUGGGCUCAUGCUUUAAAUAAGUAUCGUAAUAUGUAUUUCGAUAUAUAUAAUAUCACUGCCGAUAUUUCAAUGUAUAAUGUUUUACAACCAAAAAAACUUACAACUUUUCAUGCCCAUAAGUAUUUUACUAAUUUUCGAUUACCUCUCAAUGAAGUUGAUGUCGAUAAACAGAUAGAAAAAGUGAUGAAAAAAGUUAAGACUGAACUUAAUCAUGAUGUUGAUAGAAAUUAUACAUUGUUUUCGAAACAAGUCUGGAAAGGACUUAGCAAUGAACUUAUGAAACCUGUUACCAAUACUGUUGAGCAGUUAUUGAAUAAAACGGAUUUAAAAGUAUUUGUUUACACCGGGCAAUUAGAUUUGAUUGUUCCGACUACCAGUACUGUCAGUUGGGUUGAAAAAUUAAAAUGGAAAUAUGCUAAUGAUUGGAAUAAUGCCAUCAGGGUGUCAUUUACUGUUGACAAUAUUGUCGAGGGAUAUGUGAAAGAGUACGGAAAUUUAAAAUUAUAUUGGAUUGAUAGAUCUGGACACAUGGUACCGAAAGAUAAUCCUUACGCUAUAAAUGCAAUGCUUCAAGAUUUAACUUCUCUAUCAUAGUUACAGAAGAAGUAGAGGUUGUAUCUUCACUUUUUAUUGAAAUCCCGAUGGAAUCACUCACU